AUGGCUACCGUGGUUUUGAAGCGUACUGGAGACAAGAUGCCAUUGGUCGGGUUUGGCCUUUGGAAAGUCACCAAGUCAUCUUGCGCUGACACCGUAUACGAGGCCAUCAGGGCUGGCUAUCGCCUUCUUGAUGGUGCUGGCGACUAUGGAAAUGAGAAAGAAGCUGGAGAAGGUCUCAGACGCGCUUUGGCAGACGGUCUUGUAAAACGCGAGGAGAUAUCACCGAAGCUAUGGAAUACUUUUCACAAGCGAGAACAUGUAGCAGCAUUGGCGCAGAAGCAGCUCGAGCUUUGGGGAAUUGACUACUUCGAUUUGUUCUUGGUCCACUUCCCUGUUGCUCUUCAAUACGUUGACCCGAACCACCGCUACCCACCGGAAUGGUGGGGAGAUGACGGGAAAGUACACCUCCAAAACACCCCCAUGCAAGAGACAUGGGAGGCUAUGGAAGCGCUCGUCGACAGUGGCAAGGCCAAGAACAUUGGUGUCAGCAAUUGCCAGGGCUCUAUUAUUUUGGACAUCCUGCGAUAUGCAAGAAUCGAGCCUCAAGUCCUCCAGGUGGAAUUGCACCCUUACCUCACCCAGGAGGCUUUGGUUAAGCUAGCGAAGACCUUGGGACUUGCCAUCACUGCCUACUCGUCGUUUGGUCCCCAGGGCUAUGUCGAACUCGGCAUUGAGAAGGACGUUCCCAGUUUGUUGAGCGUUGAGUCUGUUGCCUCGAUUGCGGCAGAGCACAAGAAGACUCCUGCCCAAGUUCUGCUGCGUUGGGCGACCCAGCGGGGCAUUGCUGUUAUCCCCAAGUCCAAUUCCGCAGCACGGCUCGCCGAGAACUUGGACUGCAACUCGUUCAAUUUGACUGAAGACCAGAUCAAGAGCAUCAGCACCUUGAACAUUAACUUACGAGUAAGCUUUCUUUUAAACGACCCUUCUGAGAUCGAUCCGAGAUUGGGUAUCUUCGCGUAG
This is a messenger RNA of Pleurotus ostreatus (oyster mushroom), 960 nucleotides long. It is a transcript of the gene XYL1, whose product is annotated as NAD(P)H-dependent D-xylose reductase (XR). Gene Ontology annotation, molecular function: aldose reductase (NADPH) activity. NCBI's taxonomy places the organism in Eukaryota, Fungi, Basidiomycota, Agaricomycetes, Agaricales, Pleurotaceae. Bases 1 to 960 code for a protein of 319 amino acids. The record is from RefSeq and is a predicted model, not a curated record. The transcript has 11 exons. Gene Ontology annotation, cellular component: cytosol.